CGACAACAACGACUUCACACAGUCGAUGUUCAGCACGGUAAUAAGCAAACACAAAAGUAGAAAGUAUGGAGUCAAUUCAGUUUUCACCAUGCAAAAUGGAGAGCUUGAAUCCAAGGAUAGUGGCUACUGUGAUGACCGCUUCUCUUCUGCUCAUCAUCGCCUACUCAAUCAGCCCAUACUCACUGCUUCUCCAACGACGCAGCAGCAGCAGCAGAAGCAUCAAUCCCACAAUCCAACAACCAGUAGCAGGAGGAGGAGGAGGAGAAGAAGUACUAUCUUCAGAACAAUAUUCCUGCGUAAGCAUGCAACAGUUACAGAUCAUCAGGAGCUCAUAUUCGUCGUCGAAGCCAUCUCCUUUCCUCCUUUCCAGGCUCAAAGACUACGAACACCAUCACAAGCGCUGCGAUCCCUUCUCCGAGUCCUUCAAUCGAAGCUCCCGGGAACUUAUCAGGGUACAGAAUUCCCCUGAUUCCCUUGUGACAAAACCUGAAGAAAAAGAAGACGUCGAACUUGAUUGCAGAUACAUCGUGUGGACACCGGUGAAUGGUCUGGGGAACAGAAUGCUCAGCAUCUCUAGUUCAUUUCUCUACGCUCUCCUCACCAACCGUGUCCUGCUCGUGGAUUUCGGCCCCGACAUGGUCGACCUCUUCUGCGAGCCGUUUCACAACUCCACCUGGUUCCUCCCUAGAGACUUCACUUUCAAGGGCCGAGCCAAUACCCCUGAGUUCAGGGAAACUUACAGCCUCGGAAAACUGUUGAGGAGCGAGGAGGAGGAGCAACUGGAGAAGGAGAUGCCAUAUGUUGCGUCCCUCCUUCAGCUUUUCCUUUCCUACGACAAUGACGAUUACGACAAGCUUUUCUACAAAAGUGAGACUCAGCAACUCUUGAAGAAAGUCCCCUGGCUAGUUCUGAGAUCGGACCAGUAUUUCGCCCCUUACUUUUUCCUGAUGCCCUGCUUCAGGGCAGAACUGGACAGAAUGUUUCCUGACGACAAGGAGACAGUUUUCCACCACUUGGGGAGAUACCUAUUCAGCCCAUCCAAUCAAGUUUGGGGCCACAUCACCGGAUUCUACGAUGCUUAUCUGGCGAAAGCAGAUCGACGAAUCGGUCUUCAGAUCAGGGUUUUCAGCCUCGAUAAAACCCCGGUUUCACUCAUUCUGAGUCAGGUUAUAAAUUGCAUCCAGGAAGAGUCUCGAAUAAUAAUUCUUCCUAAUACUACGACUACAACUACGACUACUGCUUCUUCGUCUGGUCGAAACAGGACGACGACGACGAAUGCUAUUCUUGUAGCUUCAUUGUUGGGGCAAUUCUACACGGAGCUGAACAAAAUGUACAAGGAAUGGAAUGAAAAAGCGGGAGCCACGGUGGUUGGGGUUUAUCGGACGAAUCACGAAGAGAUGCAAGUGCUUGGUAGCAGCUCACAUAAUAUGAAGGCAUUGGUGGAUAUAUAUCUGCUGAGCAUGUGCGAUGUGCUGGUCACUAGCCCACGGUCAACUUUUGGAUACGUGGCUCAUGGUCUGGCAGGGUUGACUCCAUGGAUUUUGCAGAGUCAGGACAUUGAAGACGAGGAACAGAGGGUUAAGGAACCAGCUUGCCGACGUGGUGUUUCCAAGGAGCCAUGUCUUCAGUUUCAUGCUAAUUAUUAUGACACCAACCCAGAUCAUCGUGAACCAGGAGGGCCUGUUCCCGUGAUUAUGGAUUGUGAAGAUUUUCAAUAUGGACUAAAGCUUGUAAAUCGCCAGGUUUAGAGAAAGCAGAGUCCACCUAGGCUGCUUCUUCUUGUUGAUGGUGUUAUUUUCUUUCUUAAUUUUUUUUUUUACAGUUAAUGGUAUAUAUUUGGUUCUUGAACUAUGAAGGUUUUCUUAUGUGGUUCAUAUACUAUAUUUUCCCCCCUAACAUAGUCGUUCAAAUAUAAACAUUUAGCUGUUGCGGUCAUGUUGUUAAAAGACUCUUAGUCUUCUAUUGAACGAGGACCUAAUUACUCACUAGACACGCCUAAUUAGGCGCUAAUUUGGUAAAAAACUAUGUAAUUACAAAGUUACUAUUGCUAUUUUAAUCAUUUUUUCAGUUUCGACAAAAGAUAGACCGAUUUGUUGAUUUUGAUUGGAAAUUGUAGGGUGAAAUUUAUAAAAAAAAGGAAUAUAUAUGGGUUAAAAAUAUGGAGGAGUAUUUUUGAAAUGAUGAGAACUUUUUAUGCGCAUGAGCUGCCCGACUCAAUGCCAAAUAGGUCCGAAUUUAACCGAGACUAAAGAAACUUUGAACAUUAAG
Linum trigynum is the source of this 2268-nucleotide messenger RNA. The record is from the annotation of a GenBank genome assembly. NCBI's taxonomy places the organism in Eukaryota, Viridiplantae, Streptophyta, Magnoliopsida, Malpighiales, Linaceae.